UUCCCAGACCGUCUCUCUGAGCGCAGCGCAGUGUGUGGAGUGUGUUCCACGCAUGCCCAGGUUGUAGCGCUACGUCGAUCGACCGUGCCGGACCACGGUGCAAUCGGGAGUCGCCAUCAUUGUCUCCUACCUCCAGGAGACCAGUGGAAACAGAUCGCAGCCCAACCUGUGAGGAGUAAGAGCCGAUGCCCACGACCGACUCCCGCUGGACAAACGGUCGGGCCCCAGCGGGGAGGAGCCGCCCCGGCCGGACAGGAAGCCCACGAUCCCUACCAGGCUGCUUGCGCUGCCCGCAGGAAGGAGCCGCCUGACGUGUGGAAGGAUGUGACAGCUGCAAGUUGCCCUUUAUGGUCGGACCUUGGAGUUCCACCCCGAGCGGCGACCGCACGUGAUCGCGGCAGCGGAGUCGGAUAAAGGGGGUGGGCGGAACCGUGAGCGGUAGCAGAUGUGCCGGAGGAGCAGCUGAGCCUCUCGUGCUUCGGACCAGGGUGCGACCCGCUAGUUCGUGCGCCAUGUUGCGGUUGCGGUCCUGUUGGGUCCUCUUGUCCGCUCUCACACUGGGAGGGAGCUGGAGAGGGGUCCUCUGCGCAGCCAAUGGGGGGAGCGACCGAAACUGCACCAGCAACCCACCGUACCUCCCUCCGACGGUCGUCAACAGCACCCGGCAGCUGCAGGGCCUCCGGCUCGAAAUGAGCGCGCUCAAAAUCCACGCCUACAUCAUCCCAGGGACCGACGCCCACCUGAGCGAAUACAUCGCCCCUCGCGACGCACGGAGGGCCUGGAUGACGGGCUUCACGGGCUCCGCCGGCACGGCGGUGGUGACGCAGACGCGCGCCGUGCUGUGGACGGACAGCCGGUACUGGGUCCAGGCCGAGCGCCAGAUGGACUGCAACUGGGAGCUGGAGAGAGACUCCUCGGUAAUGAGCAUUGCUCAGUGGCUCAUCCAGGAGGUUCCUCCAGGCCAGCAGAUCGGCUUCGACCCGUUCCUCUUCUCCAUUGACACUUUCCGGGCCUUUCACGACCAUCUGGCUCCUGCCAACCGCGUCCUGAAGUCCAUCGCUGACAACCUGGUGGACAAGCUGUGGGAGGGGCGUCCGGAGAUCCCACCCGACAACCUCACGCGCCUUCAGGACACCUUCGUGGAGAGAAGCUGGCAGCAGAAGGUGGACGAGAUCCGAGAGCGGAUGAUGGAGAACCCCUACGAGCCCACGGCCGUCCUGCUGUCUGCCCUGGACGAGACGGCCUGGCUGUUCAACCUCCGCGGCAAUGACAUCCCCUACAACCCCUUCUUUUACUCCUACACCCUGCUCACCCUCGACAAUAUCUGGCUGUUCGUACACAACCGCCGAGUCCCGGAGGAGCUCAGGGAAUACCUCAACGCGUCAUCGCCCUGCCAGGGACCCCACUGCGUCCAGCUGCCCGGGUACGAGAGCGUCCGCCAGCACCUGCAGAGCUACGUGGCGCAGCCCGAUGUGAGGGUGUGGAUCGGCACGGAGUAUACCACCCAGGCGCUCUUCGAGAUCAUCGCUCCCGAGGAGAAGCUGCUGACCAGUGACUACUCCCCGGUGCUCAUCGCCAAAGCGGUGAAGGACGAGACGGAGCGGCACGUGCUGAGACGGGCUCAUGUAAGGGAUGCGGUCGCGGUCAUCCAGCUUCUCUACUGGCUGGAGAAGAACGUCCCCGGAGGCCAGGAGACGGAACUGACCGCCGCUCGCUUUGUGGAAAACUGCCGCAGCAACCAGGCGUUGAACAAGGGCAGCAGUUUUGAAACCAUCUCGGCCAGCGGACCCAACGCGGCGCUGGCCCACUACAGCCCCACCGACGAGACGUGCCGGAAGCUGCGAGUGGAGGAGAUGUACCUGAUCGACUCGGGGGGACAGUACCUCGACGGCACGACCGACAUCACCCGCACCCUUCACUGGGGGACUCCCACCGACUUUCAAAAGGAGGCCUACACACGCGUGUUGAUGGGGAAUAUCGAGAUCUCCAGAACCGUCUUCCCCGCGGGGACGAGAGGUAUCAACAUAGAGAUGCUGGGCCGCAGGGCGCUGUGGGAGGUCGGCCUGAACUACGGACACGGAACGGGACACGGCGUGGGGAACUAUUUCGGGGUCCAUGAAUGGCCCGUGGGUUUCCAGUCCAACAACAUCCCGUUUCAGGAGGGCAUGUUCACCUCCAUCGAGCCUGGAUAUUACAAGGAGAACGACUUUGGAAUAAGGAUCGAAGACGUCGCUGUUGUUGUACCUGCGAAAACAAAGCACGGUCACGGUUACCUGACCUUUGACACGGUGUCGCUGGUGCCUUACGACCGGAAGCUGAUCGACACGUCCCUUCUGAGCCCAGAGCAGCUCCGGUGGCUGGACUCGUACUACCUGAAGAUCCGCACGACGCUGGGACCCGUGCUGAAGGAGCAGAACCUCAGCGAGGAAUUUGAUUGGCUGAUGACGAACACGGAGCCCUUCCUGUCCGCUGCCGCAGACGCCAGCCCCGGCCCCAGCCCCUCAGCGCUGGUGGUGAUGACUGGAGUGCUGCUCCUGGUGUUCUAAACCCAACUGGGCCUCAACACCAUUCGGAUACACACACACACAAGGCUGCGGAGUGGCUCGCUCCACUCUUUUCAGGGACUCUUUAUAUGAAAGCUUCUUGUUAAUGUAGAACGUGAGGGCUUUGCUGAAUUGGGUUUUCGUCUCGCUUGUGACCGUUGUGUUUGUGCGACAAAAAUGUCACCGCUUCCCAAAGUCAGAGAAAUACCGUCUUUAACUUUUAGCGUCUCGAGCUCUUUCCCAAAUUUCUGUCUGCACGUGACUCCGUUUCUUCGUGAUUAUUAAAGGUGAACAGCAGUUAUGUCGACAUGUAAGCACUGUACAGUGUUUUACGCUGACAAUUUGCAUCAUGCGUGAGCCUAAAUAAAAUUGAUCCAUAACGUUGUUGGCCCCAGUGGAAUGAUCUUCAUGAAGGGACAGCUGGUGGUGGUUAGAGCUGUUGCUUUUGGACCCAAAAGGCGCAGGUUCGAACCCCGCCUCCGGCUAUAGCACCCCCGCGCGAGGUCCGUCCGUCCGAACCGC
This is a messenger RNA of Scleropages formosus (Asian bonytongue), 3065 nucleotides long. RefSeq names its product X-prolyl aminopeptidase (aminopeptidase P) 2, membrane-bound (gene xpnpep2). Bases 513 to 2546 code for a protein of 677 amino acids. Gene Ontology annotation, molecular function: metalloaminopeptidase activity. The record is from RefSeq and is a predicted model, not a curated record. The transcript has 22 exons. NCBI's taxonomy places the organism in Eukaryota, Metazoa, Chordata, Actinopteri, Osteoglossiformes, Osteoglossidae.